CAGUAGGACCCCAGAGACGCCUCCGUGUUGUGCCAGACUUUUUUAGUGACACCGGCGAGAAGUCUCGUGUUAGUUUGAUGAGAGUUAAGCGAUAAUUCAUCACAGAAUGGACAAAACUGUCAAUCUGCCACAUCAACCCAACAAAACCACCACAAUAACUUUGGUGGAGACCAGCAGUAACCCAAGUGGAAUGAUGCUGGUGAAUCCCUACCAGACUAACCGGGUUGGGGAUCCCAUGGACCUAGUUUGUCUGGCACAGCAAGUACAGAAGGGAGAUGAAUUUAUCAGAGCCAAUGCUUGCAAUAAACUUACAGUCAUUGCUGACCAGAUAAGAUACCUUCAGGAGCAAGCAAGAAAGGUUUUGGAAGAUGCCAAGAAAGACGCUGAGCUUCAUCACGCCGCCUGCAAUGUUGUGAAGAAACCAGGAAACAUGUAUUAUCUUUACAUGCGUGAAUCCGGACAGCGAUACUUCUCGAUUCUGUCUCCACGGGAAUGGGGUCCUAGUUGCCCUCACAAGUUCCUUGGCGGAUACAAACUCCAACACGACAUGUCUUGGACACCACAGGAGGAGGUUGAAAAACGGGAUGCUGAAAUUGGCAUCAUGGACAAACUGUUGAACAGGCAAAUUGCUCUACCAGCCAGCACAGAGCCUAACUUUGAGGGUAUUUCACAGUGAAAGGGCACAGCUCACUCAUGGACUGUCUUAUCUGGCCAUGAAGGCCAACUGGUCUUAAAAGAUACUAAUCGUUUGUUAAUACAGAGGAUAAUUCGCAAACCUGGAUUGCCUUGUCACUACUGCAUUAAUGAACCUGUCAUUUAAUCAUGCAUUUAAUGUCUUUAUGGUCAGAUUUUCCAUGCUGCUUUCUCAAAUGUAUCUUAAUUUAAGAACUAUUUGCCAUUUGGUUUUUAGUAAAGUCCCCCUGUGGUGAAAACAUUAAAAACUUGAUUGUU
This is a messenger RNA of Megalobrama amblycephala (Wuchang bream), 951 nucleotides long. It is a transcript of the gene lg21h1orf50, whose product is annotated as linkage group 21 C1orf50 homolog. The transcript has 5 exons. The coding region runs from base 107 to 676 and encodes 189 amino acids. NCBI's taxonomy places the organism in Eukaryota, Metazoa, Chordata, Actinopteri, Cypriniformes, Xenocyprididae. The record is from RefSeq and is a predicted model, not a curated record.